CGUAAAUUCCCCUUUCUCUUUGUGGCACCUGCCUUACUUCGACGGCGUGCCAUCUUUUCCUUUUCCCAACGGCGUUCACUUCAGGCCAUACCUGUGGAAAUAUCUCGUUGGACUCAUUGGACUGAAAAGCCGCCAGCCAUGUACUCUCGCUCUGAAAGACGAUUUAUGGCCCCCGAUGCCGAUCAUGCCAAUCCAAAGCUCGGGCCGGGAGCUUACACCCCCGAUGACAUUGCGCUUUAUGCUGGAAAACUGCAUGGGACUGAGGGCUAUGCACCAUUCUCCUCCCUAACCCCACGCUCAUCAUUCUUCGAUCAAUCCGUCAUCCGGGGGCCAGCACCAGGUCAAUAUCCCGUUGAGCUCCUACGACCGGCGCUCCACAGCCCACACAAAGCGCCAGAGUUUGGCAUGUCAAAGGUCUCACGGUUCGGAAAAGUCAACAGCACGACACCCGGCCCAGGGACCUAUGAAGGGUUCUACGAUGACAUUGCACUCCACGUCGCAAAGAAGGUGGUGAAGAUGCACGAGCCGGAGUUUGGCAGUAGGACGCACCCAUUGACGAGACAGCCUGGGCGGGAUGCCAAAUGGGAUACACCAGCGAAAGUGCAGAAGUUGAUCACAGAUGCACCCGCCGAUGUCACCCUGGAACAAGCAGCCAUCGCCGCGGCUCAUGGGCCCGAGGGUGCGGACCUGGAUGCGGAGGUCGAUGGAGCUGAGCCGUCGAUACACGGGCAUCUCAUCCCAACCGGCAAGAAGCCGCCAACAUACCCGGUGCCAAAUAAAAACCGGAAGAUUGUGUGGAAGAGGAAGCAUGGAGCGCCGAGUAUACCCCCUCCUCGAAUGGCGUUCGGUUUCCGCGAGAACUCCGAAGGCGACCUGGUGCCGCGCAAACCACCAAAAGAAAAAGCCAACUCGGAGCCUGCUUACAACUCUAUAACGUCGUUUGCUGAGCGGGCACGCCACGAGCAUCGGGGUCCUUCUUUCGCGCACGAUUCAGCAGAGAAUGGUGGGCGGCUGACUUUCAAGAUAUACGAUACGCCAGCGCCUGGCCUCUACGAGUCUUCGCAAGUCCAGCAGUAUUUCCAGAAAGCCGGAACCGGCAACGAGGCGGCCAUCAUGACCUUGGCGCCCUGUGUGCGCGUGACGGAUGAGAUUUUGAAGGAUUGUAAAAAGAAAAACAUACCCGGGCCAGGACAAUAUGAAGUGAGAUCGCCGCUUACAGAGAACCUGGCGAGACCGAGGGGACGUAUCCGCUUCGCAACGACCACAGGGCAUCUUGAUCCAGCGCACUUUUCGGUGACGGAGCAGACGAAUACUCCUGCUCCAGGCGCUUACCAUGUCUCAGAUAAGCCCACUAAGAAGAGGCCGCUCGUAUCUCAGUCGUUUGGUGCAACUGCAUCCAGGUUUGAACGAGAUGAUAGAGUUCGCUCAACACCGGCCCCGGGUAGCUAUAGCGUCGAAGAGAUCGACAGUCUAGCACAGAGAAUCACAAAGAAAGCGCAGAAGAUGCGGUAUGACGCAUUCGGCUCAGUGACCGAACGUUUUCCACAGCCGAAACUAAAUCUGAACCCCGGUCCGGGAGCCUACAAUCAAACACAAGCGGACGCUCUAGCUGAGCAGGAAGCGCACGAACAGGUCGCUAACUCAACACGGUCGCGAUCAGCCGGAAGUCGGCCCGUAACCAGGAUGACACGAAUGAUGGAUCAAGGACCAACACAUUUCAAACUUGGACACCUACUGGUCAAUCCCGCCAAGGCGCACAUUCCCGUUUUCGGCUCGCAAACAGAACGAUUCACGGGAACGCAGCAUGCAGAACUACCACCGCCAGGUGCUUAUGAGCUGGGCAAGGCGUAUGAGGCACUGAAAAAGCAUCGAGUUCCGAAAUUGAGCGGAAUGGUCAGCGGAACGCGGCGUGAAAUAUUUCAAGCGAAUAUCGAAGCAAAUCUUCCUGGUCCGGGACAGUAUGAGCCGCAAGUACUGGACAAGCGGAAUGUGCGAAGGGGCAGUGGGAAGAUCAUGACAACGGAAAAACGGUUUAAAUCCUCCGGAUCUGCUUCUUCGCCAGGACCCGGUGCAUAUCUUUCGCCUUUCCAUAACAGUGGACUGCUCAAGAAGACGUACAACAUCACCUUGACUGAAUGGGCCAAGCACCAUCCUAUCGGCAGUGCUCCUGAGCGUAGACGAUCACCCGUAUCUGUGUGAUAUAGUGGGGGGCAGGACGAGGUGUCCGAUAUAUAUAGUUUUGGCGGACAUUGGUAGAUUAUUUUGCUUGCGAGAACAACAAACAAAUUCAGUGCGUCUGAUGA
Molecule: messenger RNA, 2303 nt
Organism: Fimicolochytrium jonesii
Lineage: Eukaryota; Fungi; Chytridiomycota; Chytridiomycetes; Spizellomycetales; Powellomycetaceae
Exons: 8
Coding region: 139-2199 (686 amino acids)
Source: RefSeq, a predicted model, not a curated record